GUUCUAUCAAGAAAAAUCCUGUAUGACAUUAUAAUCAUGAUGCUGAAGAGGUCUAACAACAAGAGGAAGAUAUCAAAGAGGCACUGCUUCUCCCACAAACAAGACGGUUGUCGAGUUAAGCUCUGCUUACCUUGAUUAUGAUGAGUCAGGUUCCUCAAGCAUCGGGUAAGGCUGUGUUGUUGGGGUUAGCUGUUCUUCUUGUAGCAGGUGGUGCUGCGGAGACAAGUGAGAUUCAAGACGAAGGUCAGAUGGAGAAAAGAGUUCUAGGACAGAAUCAAUCGGACAUGAUGACACUGUUGAAGACUUUGCAAGCAAGAGUAGCUCAGCUAGAAACCCAAAGAAUGAUAUUAAUUCGAGGUAAAGAUGGUCGUACCGGGAAACCAGGAAUUCCAGGUGCGCCUGGUGUAAGGGGCAGGCCGGGAAGGAAUGGACAGCUAGGUCCAAGAGGACCCAGAUGUUAUCGUGGACCAGGAGGGGUACAGUAUAUACGAUGGGGAAGAACCACGUGUCCUUGGGGUGCUACACUUGUCUACAAAGGACGUAUUGGAAGUGGAAAUCAUCCUGAUUCGGGUGGGGGAGGAUUUUACGUUUGUCUUCCUGAGAAUCCAAGAUAUGGAAGAUACAAGGAUGGUUAUCAGGAAAUUGCAGCGAUGUAUGGUACAGAAUACGAGCUUUCCUCUUUCAACCCAUUCACAAGAAACCUUCAUGAUCACGAUGCCCUGUGUGCCGUGUGUUACGUUACAACACGAAGUGCCAAGAUGAUGAUCCCUGCGACUUACGAGUGUCCCGCGGGAUGGUCACGAGAGUACCAUGGAUAUCUGAUGACUGAAAAAUGGAAUCACGGUCAUGCGUCAAACUUCAUUUGUGUUGAUCAGUAUGCAGAGGCUGUGCCAGGAACCCAUGCCAAUCUCAAUGGUGCCCUGUUGUAUCCUGUAGAAGGUGUAUGUGGUUCUCUGCCUUGUCAUCCAUAUGUUACCGGACGUGAGCUGACAUGCGCAGUGUGUACCAAGUAAUAGAAGUUACUUCAAGCUCAUCACGAAAAGAGAGCUUGAAAGAAAGACUAUAAGGGAUAUAAAUUGAGCGUUUUGAUUACUUAAUGAUAAGACCUCUUCUAAAGGAACAUUACAUCAUAAAAAAGUAUAAUUAGAAAUAGAAAUUGAAACUUGUAACAGGACAAAUUG
Molecule: messenger RNA, 1181 nt
Organism: Actinia tenebrosa (Australian red waratah sea anemone)
Lineage: Eukaryota; Metazoa; Cnidaria; Anthozoa; Actiniaria; Actiniidae
Product: short-chain collagen C4-like
Source: RefSeq, a predicted model, not a curated record